AAGAAAGUGCCUCAGAAAUUAGAAAUCAGUACUCAUUGCGCAUGCGUGCAUGUAUAGCGCGCAUUUGCAGUUACAAUCAGCUGUAACCAACCAGAUGUCAGCAAUACUUCCGCAUCUGUUUGUUGUGUUAUUUUGAAUCAAUAAACAUGACUGGAAAUAAUCAACAUUCCAAAGUUUCUCUCUGCCCACAAAGUAAGGGUAACCUUUUAUCAUCCAGAGACAAGGAACUUUAUGAAUUGUGUCAGAUGAGUGGUACACCUUUGGAGCCAGAUCUAUUCAAAAUCUGCAUUGAGCUUCUUAGAAUGGAUGUUUCUCCAUCUUCAUUGUGUGAUGUUCUGCACAGCAUGGCUACUCAAGUUUCAAACCAAAAUUUUGUGACUAAGCGCAAUACUCAAAAUAGAACCCCAGGCUCUGAUAAGAAAAAGCCACCUGUUGCUGCCAAGCCAAAGAAAAUAAGGAUGGAAACUCCAAAUCUGAUAACAUUUCGAAAUUAGGAUUUGCGUAUUAAUGUCUUCCUUCCUAUUUAUAGCCAAUUCACUUACAGUUUUUUUGUAACAAGUUUAUAAAGUGUUGAAUUUUGUUCAAUAGUAUAAUUUAGUUUCAUGUUACUGUUUGACUUUAUCGUUUAUAAAUAAAAUUCAUUAUCUCUA
Messenger RNA from Argiope bruennichi, 650 nucleotides. RefSeq lists its product as uncharacterized. Lineage: Eukaryota; Metazoa; Arthropoda; Arachnida; Araneae; Araneidae. The transcript has 3 exons. The record is from RefSeq and is a predicted model, not a curated record. Gene Ontology annotation, cellular component: spindle; centrosome. The coding region runs from base 147 to 494 and encodes 115 amino acids.